CUACUGGACCUUCUUACUAAUAGUGGAAAGUGAAAAUCGCGGAAUAUUGUAGAAAUUUUAUAUAAAACAUCUUAAAUUGUUUGAUUAGAGCGCGCUGAAAUGACGGACGCGUUUUCCUAUCAACGCACCGUACAGAGUUUGGCUCGCGUAUUGGCGCGUAUAGAGCCAACACCGUGGGACAAGGUGCAAUCGCUUUUCCGCUAUUGUCCACAAGAAAAUGCCGCUGGCGUUUUUUGUCUCGAUGCUAAAGCGCAAGAUGCGGUCAUUGCGUUGGGUAUUUAUUUCCUAGAAAGUGGGUGUCAGCAUGAGCAGCGCAUUGUACCAUAUUUACUACGUCUGGCGAAGUGCUUGCCAAAAGCAGUUUGGGUAGAUGAUGCAAAGUGGAGCAAAAUCGAUCGUAUACCAUCGGCAGAAAAGUUCAGCUUUUGUUUGAAUACUUUACUUUCCGAUAUAGCUUCAAAAUGCCCCGAUCUACGCGAAGAGAUCAUACUCAAUCAAGUGGAGACACUUAGUGCUUUGGCAAAUAUUAUCAAAUCUAGUAAGGAUAGCAGCUCUGCGCCACCACCCAUAAUACUAUGCAAAGCAACUGUACCAUUACUAUUUGGUUUGGCGCGUUCUAUGGGCCGAUAUGCAAGCCAAGAUCCGUCUUUAUUGUGUCGCAUAUAUCCACGUGAAGAAAUGCCGGUGGUUAAACAGAACAUGCGUGAUGGUGGCAGUUUCAGCUCCAGCGAACGCAUUGCUUGCUUCUCACAAUUUCGCCCUAUCAUACCACGUUCCAUGUCUGGUAGCUUGAGUCAAGACUCCAACGAGCUGCGCAUGCGUCAAUUGCAAAUGAUUAAUGGAAUUAAGCAACGACCACAUUUACAAACGUAUUUCUCUGUGCCAUAUGAUCCGCGCACUCAUUUCUUCACCAAGACCGGUUCCAGUUUUAAUCAAUUCCCCAAUAUGCGCGCCUGUGAGACGCCAAUUAAAACUAAGAAGUCACUCACUGUGCCACCAUUUCCCAUUCAGCAUCUACAGACCAUCUUCGCAGUAGCCAAGAAAUUACUCACCAAAGAGACACUGGAGCACUUGGAUGAGCAGGCGAGCGAUAUAUUUGCUCUGCAUCAAAUAAAGGGCUAUUGCUACAAAAGCUUUUCGGAGACGCUGAAUUUGGUAUUAGUGACGCUGCUACGUGAACUUUUACAACACCAAAUCGAUUUGCCAACACCAUUUACGAAGGACGUGCAGGAAUUUGUGAAACGUCUAUUUUUAAAUGGACAAACGGAGCUGGCAAAUAAGCAGCAAGAUCAAGAGAAGGAGAAGCGCGAAGAGAACGGCAUACCGGUGGUGAAUAAAUACAAGGUGAACGUAAUGGCAAAUGCCGCCUGCGUCGAUCUGCUGGUCUGGGCUAUACGCGAUGAAACGGUUGAUGAGGAGUACAAUGUACCUUCAUUGCAGUUGGGUUUAAAAAUUUUAUUGAAGAAAGAGGCCGACAAGCUUUGCGGUCGACUGUCACAGAAGCUCAACUCUGUGCUGAGUCAUAAGAUUGUCUUAGACCACAUGCCAUUGCUGAUGGUUUGUCUCGAGGGUCUUGGCAAGUUAGCGCAAAAAUUCCCCAACAUUGCCGGCACAUCCAUAUCGUAUUUGCGCGACUUCCUUGUCGACCCAAGUCCUAUAUUGGCCAAACUGCAUGCUUAUUCGCAGCAAACGCUGGCGCUGCAGAAAAAGGAGAAGGAAAAGUUGGCGCCUUUCAAGAUCGUGGUGCAGAAUAGCGAAUCGCGUUCGACGGUGGAUAUUUAUGGUGAAAAUCAGAAACAUGCGGGCAUGCGCUCGGGUCAGGCAGCCUUCGAGGCAUUGCGCGAUGCGGCAAUUGAAAAUUUGAGCAUUGCAUUACGUUCUGCGCACACGUUGGAUCAGUACUGUGUGCCGGCUUUGGUGGCUAACCUCUCGAAUCGGUUGUUCACAGCAGAGAAACACGAAUCUGAAUCUACUUUGGUAAGCCUCAAUAUUAUUGUGAUGCUCGGUCAUGUUGCCGUUACGCUCAAGGACACUUCGAAAACCACGCAGAAUAUCUUGCAAUUCUUCAUUCAACGCUUCUGUAAGGUACCAUCCGAGCAGAAUGCGCUAAUCGUCGAUCAAUUGGGAUGCAUGAUUAUCUCUCAGUGUGAACCGCAUGUUUUUGAAGAGAUUAUGAAAAUGUUUUCGCGCAUCACAGUGCAGUCGGCAUCGUUGGCCUACACGUCGGAUCAGGAACAUCGCAAACAAUUCAAUAACGUGUCGGAUGCAGUGGUCAAUGCUUUGGGUAAUAUUGCUGCCAAUAUACAGGGUGACUCGGAGAUGCUCGAAUUAUUGGGCAAACUGCUCGAACUCUUUGUGCAGAUCGGUCUGGAGGGCGAGCGCUCCUAUGACAACAAUACACCAGGUGCGCAGAAGGCCAGCUCCAGUGCCGGCAAUUUAGGUAUGCUAAUACCAGUAAUUGCGGUGCUGGUGCGUCGCCUACCGCCGAUUAAGAAUCCACGUUUGCGUUUGCAUAAGCUAUUCAAGGAUUUCUGGGUGUAUUGUGUGGUCAUGGGCUUUACAAAUGCUCGUCUCUGGCCAGCCGAUUGGUAUCAAGGAGUGCAACAGAUUGCAGCCAAAUCGCCCUUACUCAUCUCGCAGACGACACACAAAUCCGACAUGCGUGAAUUGAACUAUACGUCGGCGAUUAAAAGCGAUUCGGUGAGUUUGAAUGAAUUACGUAGCCAAAUACUCCUCCUGCUGGAACAUCCAACGGCCGAUGUUACCGCUUCGAUCAACAAGUUGACCUUUGCGCAAUGCACUUAUCUCUUGAGUGUGUAUUGGUUGGAGACUUUGCGAGUGGAAAAUUCAGAAGAACCCAGUUUGGAGCCGAUUUUGAGCUAUCUUUGCGAUAAUGCGUUGCAAAAGGAUAAAUCUGGAAUUUGGCAAUGCGUGAAGUGUGUUGCCGAUCAAGUCUUUGAGAAAUUCCGCAAUGUGCUUUUCGCACAUGACGAGAUCCGCGAAAAGGUAUUGGAAUCACAGGCAAUGCUAUUGCUGGUCUACUUCAAUCACAUCCACAAGCAAAUCCAGUUGGUUGCCGAUCAGUAUCUAUCACAGUUAGUCGAUAAGUUUCCACAUUUGCUAUGGAAUCGUCGCGUGCUCUGGUGCAUGUUGGAUAUUCUGCAAUUGCUUGCAUUCUCGCUUACGCUCGACCCGAACGAAGAGACACCUACGCUGCGCGUCGUAUCUACGCCUUACACCUUGCAACUUAUGGACUCAUUGCCUGCACGCGAAAGCCGCCUGAAGGACUUUGCCGAUCGCUGUCAAGGUAUCGUUAAUGAAGCCAUGAAAUGGGCACCGCGUUCCACACGCUCGCACCUGCAAGAGUACCCCAAUCAGAUACCCACACAGGUACUGGCGCACCACAGUGGUCUAGCUUUGGCCUUCGAUUCGGUAGUCAGCAGCAAUACGUUGUAUCCAAAUGCUUUGCCAUCGAUUAGUAAGCGUCCAAAUUGCGUAAAUAGCAAUACGCCGCGCUUCGUGUCCGUGUUGUGUCUGCGCAGCAAAUACGCUGGUGAAAUUUCUGGCAUGUUGUCGGUGCUAAGUGAGGAAGAAAAGGCGGGCUUAGCUGACCGCUUAGUGAAGGAUGUAUGGGACGCGUGUGCGGAGAAGAGUGACGCAAGUCACCGUGGCGCCUUGUGGCGUGCCACCGCCUACUUGAUUAUCUGCUCCGAUGUGAACCGAAAGCUGUUGCAUGCAGUGGCCACCUCACAAGUUGAAUUAUUCACCGAAUAUGCCGUAGAAACGGCUGUGGAGUGCUGGCAGUGGGUGUUGACGGCACGCCAAGAUCUGGAGCUCUGCUUUAUCCAAGAGAUGGUUAGCGCUUGGCAAACGACUUUCGAAAAAAAGUUGGGCCUCUUCUCUGACGAGGUAGAGACCACCAUACCAUUAGCCGCCUACGACGGCUGUAAGCUGGUCUCUAAGCCCAUUCAAAUAGCGCCACAUCUCAUUUGGCUGCAGUUGCUCUCCGAAAUGGUGGACACCGCCAAGUAUUGUAAUCGCGACAAGGUGGAAAUGUUUUGUCUGCUGCUGCAUCGUUGUCUGCCUAUUUCGAAAAAUUCGAAACAGAAUCGCCAAGUAUCAACGGUCGGUUGUCGUUUUAAGCUUCUGCAAUGCGGUCUCUCGCUACUGCAAGGCAAUACAAUACCGCGUUCGCUGGCGCGCAACAUAUUACGUGAGCGCAUAUAUAGCAAUGCAUUGGACUAUUUCUGUGGUCCGCCCACAUGUCCCAACCAGAGUAAGGAGCAAUUGUUGGAUGACAUUCUGAUACUGUUGAAAUUCUGGCAGACGAUGCGCAGUGAGAAGAAACAUUUGGUCACCUCGGAGGUUGGCGAAUACGAUAUAACAGCGGUGGCGUCGACGCAAAUGCUCUCCGUGAAGCAGAAUGUGGAGACGGCGUCGCUAAUUAGUGCUGGUGAUGUUGCGCGUUCGAUGUCGACUGGUGGCACUGGCGGCUGGUACAACACAAUACCGCACUCCACAUCUACGCUAUCGAAACGAUCGAAUCGCUCGAAACGACUGCCGUAUCAAAAGGACUCGUACGACAAGGACUAUAUGAAGAAGCGUAAUUUGAUUUUGGAAUUACUGGCAGUCGAGCUGGAAUUCCUCAUAACAUGGUAUAAUCCGAUUAGUCUCCCUGACUUGGCCAUACCCGGUGAAGAGCAGGUGAAUGAAUGGCGUGCACGUCCCUCCAAACCCAACUUGUGGCGAGAUUACGCACGCCUUGCUUGGACCUACAACCCAGCUUUGGCCGUUUUUCUGCCGUUGCGAAUCAAAAGCGCCGAUUCUAUUGAAGAGGAGGUCUCUCGUUUGGUAUGCGCCGAUCCCAUCGCGGUUAGCCACAUUCCAGAGGCACUCAAGUAUUUGUGCAACACGAAGAAUCUGCUACACGAAAGUCCAGAUCUGGUUUAUAUACUUUCCUGGGCUCCUGUCAACCCCAUACAAGCACUUUCCUACUUCUCACGUCAAUACCCAUCACAUCCGCUCACCGCACAGUACGCCGUCAAGACGCUCAGCUCCUACCAAGCUGAAUCGGUAUUGCCGUAUAUUCCACAGUUGGUGCAGGCAUUGCGGCACGACACCAUGGGUUAUGUUGCAGAGUUCAUUAAGAACAUUUCGAAGCGUUCUCAAAUUGUGGCGCAUCAACUCAUAUGGAACAUGCAAACCAAUAUGUUUAUGGAUGAGGACCAACAGCAUAGGGAUCCAAAUUUGUUUGACUGUUUGGAGGCGUUGUCACAGAAUAUAAUUUCUUCUUUCUCUGGCGCUGCCAAACGUUUCUACGAGCGCGAAUUCGAUUUCUUCGGCAAGAUCACAGCAGUUUCGGGUGAAAUACGUUCCUUCCCGAAGGGUAUUGAACGUAAAAAUGCCUGCUUGGCGGCUCUGAAACGUAUACAAGUACAACCAGGCUGCUAUUUACCCUCGAAUCCGGAAGCUAUGGUGCUGGACAUUGACUAUAACAGCGGCACGCCCAUGCAGAGCGCUGCAAAAGCGCCAUACCUGGCUCGUUUCCGUGUCUAUCGCUGUGGCAUAACAGAGUUGGAGACACGCGCCAUGGAGGUGUCUAACAAUCCGAACUCGCAGGAAGACGCCAAGACGACGCUGGGCGUUGAGUCGUGGCAAGCGGCGAUUUUCAAAGUGGGAGAUGAUGUGCGUCAAGAUAUAUUAGCGCUACAGGUUAUAACAAUUUUCAAAAAUAUAUUCCAACAAGUCGGUUUAGAGCCGUUUCUCUUUCCAUAUCGCGUCGUGGCUACAGCGCCCGGUUGCGGUGUCAUUGAAUGUGUGCCAAAUGCUAAAUCACGUGAUCAACUUGGACGCCAAACCGACUCCGGGCUCUACGAGUAUUUCCUACAUCAAUACGGUGAUGAAAGCUCCAAAGAGUUUCAAGCAGCGCGUGCCAACUUUGUUAAAUCCAUGGCAGCAUACUCGCUAAUCGGUUACUUGCUACAGAUCAAAGAUCGGCAUAACGGCAAUAUUAUGAUUGACAAGGAUGGCCAUGUCAUACACAUCGAUUUCGGAUUUAUGUUCGAGUCCUCGCCCGGUGGAAAUAUUGGUUUCGAACCCGACAUGAAACUCACCGACGAAAUGGUUAUGAUUAUGGGUGGCAAGAUGGAAGCGCCUGCCUUCAAAUGGUUCUGUGAGUUGUGCGUGCAAGCCUUCCUCGCUGUGCGGCCCUAUCAGGAUGCGAUUGUUUCGCUGGUCUCGCUAAUGCUGGACACUGGUUUGCCCUGCUUCCGCGGUCAGACUAUAAAUUUGCUGAAGCAACGUUUUGUAGCAACCAAGAAUAAUAAGGAGGCUGCGGCGCAUAUGUUGGCGGUUAUUCGGAAUUCAUAUCAGAACUUCCGCACACGUACUUACGAUAUGAUACAGUAUUAUCAAAACCAGAUACCAUAUUAAACGACAGUGGAAUGGUGUGUGCGGUAGAAAGUGUAUGUAAGCGUGUCAGUUUAAAAAUGUAUGAAAAGUUAGGAAGGUGUUUCUCUCAUGUGUGUGCUCUCUACACUGUUAUUCGCUUAUUUUCACCUCUAAAAUUGUUGGAGAUUUUUUGCACUAAUUUGUUAUUUCUAGAUUUUAAGUGUACGACUAUUAAAAUGAUGCUAAUUUUUAGUGAUUUUUGUGUGAUCAAGAAUGUUUUGUUAAAUAUGAUAUAUUCUUGUUUCAAACUAAUAUUAAAACAGCAUAUGUCAUUGCAUGUAUUUGAAAAAUAAAUAAUUGUGGUGUUACUGCUUAGCAACAUGUUCAAAAAUUAUAAAA
Molecule: messenger RNA, 6789 nt
Organism: Bactrocera tryoni
Lineage: Eukaryota; Metazoa; Arthropoda; Insecta; Diptera; Tephritidae
Gene: Pi4KIIIalpha
Product: phosphatidylinositol 4-kinase alpha
Exons: 12
Coding region: 100-6432 (2110 amino acids)
Biological process (GO): phosphatidylinositol phosphate biosynthetic process; phosphatidylinositol-mediated signaling
Cellular component (GO): cytoplasm; plasma membrane
Molecular function (GO): 1-phosphatidylinositol 4-kinase activity
Source: RefSeq, a predicted model, not a curated record